Molecule: messenger RNA, 1903 nt
Organism: Mercenaria mercenaria
Lineage: Eukaryota; Metazoa; Mollusca; Bivalvia; Venerida; Veneridae
Product: actin-related protein 2/3 complex subunit 5-like
Exons: 4
Coding region: 81-530 (149 amino acids)
Biological process (GO): cell migration; Arp2/3 complex-mediated actin nucleation; regulation of actin filament polymerization
Cellular component (GO): cytoplasm; Arp2/3 protein complex; actin cytoskeleton
Molecular function (GO): actin filament binding
Source: RefSeq, a predicted model, not a curated record
UAAGUCUUCAAUUUGAGGAAGCAAAACUUACUUCCGGGGUGUGAGACAACUUCAAUUAUUGAAAAGCACGCUGCGGCAACAUGUCGAAGAACACUUCAUCAAAUAAAUUCAGAAAAGUUAAUGUUGACGAUUAUGACCCAGAAAAUUUCAAAGAUGAAAUGGUUGAAGGUGAAGAACAAGGUCCAAACGAAUCUGAAGUCAACACUUUUCUAACACAAGGGAAGAACGUAGAUGCACUAGAAGUUAUAUUGAGGAAUCCACCUCUGGGGGCUAAAAGCCAAGCAGUAAAGGACAAAGCUGUGGCACUGGCAAUAAGGGUGCUUACCUCAUUUAAAACAUCUGAAAUAGAAGGUGCGGUGAAAUCAUUAGACACUAAACUUCUAGAUGUUCUUAUGAAAUAUAUCUACAGAGGCUUUGAAUUUCCAUCAGAAGGAAGCAGUGCCUCACUUCUAACAUGGCAUGAAAAGGUUUACGCUGCUGGAGGUGCUGGCUGUAUCGUCAGAGUCUUAACAGACAGAAAACGAGUCUAAAUAUUUUUAGGACUUAUCUUGUGUAUUUGGUCAAUUUUCACUGCUUGAUAUUUAUCUUUCUUCCAAGUGUUUUUAUACACAUACAUGUAAGCUUGAACUCUUGAUAUACAAAAAUUUGUAAUAAAUGAGAACUAUGCUUUAGGCCAGUGGAUUACUUGUAGCAUUUUUCAUCAUUUUAUGAUAAAUAAGAUCUAAAUAGGCUUCAGUAGAUGAGAAAUGUUACUUUUUAAGCAGCACUUUUACCUAUUGAGAAUUUAAAGUUAAACGUAUAGAUAUUAGGAAUAUCUAUUAUUCAGUGAAGAAUGUCAUACCUGUUUUAUCUGGUUAUUUUGAUACUUUUACAGAAAGAAAAUACAUUUGUGACAGAUAGGAAUCAAGCAGCUGGUAAAUAUAUACCGGUAUUACAAUUUGCAUGUAUAUAAUUUAUGACAAAUUGACAAUGUCAGCUGACAAUUGUCCACAUUUACAAGUGCUUUCUGACCAGACAGACAACACUUAUAUUACUGCUAGACUAAGUGUAUAACAGUGGAAUGCAGUUUUGUUUUGGAAAUACAUAUAUUUCUUCUCUAAAAUGCAACUUGAAUGAAUUCAGUGCAAUCUCUGUAAUAUGAUAUUCUCUCUCUGUCAGAAAGAUUUUGCCUGAAGCUUUUUAGGGUUAUAUGUCAUUUGUCAAAGCUUAUGUAUUAUGUAACCUAACUUACUAGAUGAACUGUGUGCCACAGUCAAAAAGAAUAUUAAACCAGAAUGUUAGAAUUCAUUGACAGACUAUUUAUUGUGAACUGUGUGCCGUCGUGAAAAAGAAAAGUAAACCAGAAUGUUGGUAUUCGUAGACUUAUUACCAUUCCACCCAAUGCAGUUUAGUGCUUUUCUCCAUUCUGAUAGAAUGAAAUGUGGUUCAUUAUGAAACAUACAUAUUAUAUAAUUUUCAUUAUUUCAGUAUAGUUGACAACAUGAACAUAUGUUUAAACUGGAGUAAAUAAGUAAUUGGUCUAAAAGAGUUAAACAAUAAGUAAUUUUGCGGAGUGUUUGUACAGAAAUUUUUGAUGACAAGACAAGCAUACACUGCAAGCAUACACAGAAAUUUUAGGAAGAAAUAACCCUGUUUUAAAGAUUAAUGUCAUUUAUACAAUUAGUUAGAACUCUGAAAUGUGUCAGUGUUCUGCAUUGUUAAAGAAGUUCUUUUCUUAUAAGCUUAUUUGUCUCAAGACAUAAAUUUGUAACUUAUUUUAUGUAUCAAAGGUUCACUUGAGUGGUAUUGUCCAUACAUGUUUCAUAACCAUGUCAUUUUGAUAUAUAUUUUAUCAUUCCUGUUGUAUGUAAAAUAAUGACCAGUUAUAAUGAUAAUAUGCAAUAAUAAAUAUAUGACGAUGUGA